Molecule: messenger RNA, 569 nt
Organism: Zerene cesonia (dogface butterfly)
Lineage: Eukaryota; Metazoa; Arthropoda; Insecta; Lepidoptera; Pieridae
Gene: Hey
Product: hairy/enhancer-of-split related with YRPW motif protein
Exons: 3
Biological process (GO): anterior/posterior pattern specification; regulation of transcription by RNA polymerase II; regulation of neurogenesis
Cellular component (GO): nucleus
Molecular function (GO): DNA-binding transcription factor activity, RNA polymerase II-specific; protein dimerization activity; RNA polymerase II cis-regulatory region sequence-specific DNA binding
Source: RefSeq, a predicted model, not a curated record
CCCAAUUUGAAAACUCUAGUAUUUAGUGUUUUGCGUUAACACUGGAGCCUACCAUGGAUUACCAUAGACACAUGGAGCCUCAUCAGCAAAGCCAGCCGAGUCAGUGGAACUACGGCUGGGGCCCGCCGGCGCCAGCUCCCGCACCGCCUGCGCCGGCGCAGCGGAACAAACGAACGCACUCUGAAAGUGAAGACGAUGCCUUCUCGGAGGGAAGCAGCAAAGAUGCGACAUCUCCAGGCGGUGACUCCUGCCAGUUAAUGACGAGAAAGCGAAGACGGGGCGUCAUCGAGAAAAAACGUCGAGAUAGGAUAAAUACCUCACUCACAGAACUGAAGAGACUGGUGCCUGCUGCUUGCGAGAAACAGGGUUCUGCGAAGCUGGAGAAGGCGGAGAUACUGCAGCUCACGGUGGACCACUUGAAGAUGUUGCAUGCUAAAGGUCUCGACACGUUGGCGUACGACCCACAAAGGUACGCCAUGGACUACCACAGCAUAGGCUUCCGGGAAUGCGCCGCCGAGGUCGCGCGAUACCUCGUCAGCUGCGAAGGGCUCGACAUCCAAGACCCUCUG